AAACAACAAGGGCAAGGGAUUUUAAAACGCAAACACUCGGCACAGUAAUAGUUUUAUAUGUUUUAAGUUUAUAAAAUUGCGUUUUAAUAUGUUUGUGACCGAUAUUCGAAAGGAUUUUUAUGAUGUUGUCGUUAAUCAGAGAGUGGCUUUGCUGGUGUCUCCUGACAUUGAUGGCCUCUGUGCAUGUAAAGUGCUGCAGGCUCUGUUUCACUGUGAUCAAGUCCAGUACACACUGGUCCCUGUCAUGGGAUGGCAGGAUUUGGGGACUGCGUUUAUGGAGCACAAAGAACAGUACCAGUAUUUUGUUUUGAUAAACUGUGGGGCAAAUGUGGACCUGCUGGAGACCCUUCAGCCUGAGGAAGACUCUGUGUUCUUCAUCUGUGAUACGCACAGACCUGUUGAUGUUGUCAAUGUUUACAAUGACACUCAGAUUAAGCUCCUGAUAAAGCAAGAUGAUGAUCUUGGCAUUCCAUCCUAUGAUGACAUCUUCCGUGAUGAUGAGGAAGAGGAAGGAGGUGACGGAGAUGAUUCUGGGAAUGAGAGCGACGGCAGCACAGAGCCUUCUGGGAAACGGAGGCGUUAUGACGAGGGUGCAUUGGAAAGGAGAAUAGAGCGGCAACGGGCUCGACGUGAAUGGGAAGCUCGCAGGAGAGAGAUUCUAUUUGACUAUGAGCAAUUUGAGUUCCAUGGAACCUCCGCGGCAAUGGUGAUGUUUGAGCUGGCCUGGGUAAUGUCUAAAGACACCAAAGACAUGCUGUGGUGGAGCGUUAUUGGACUGACUGAUCAGUGGGUUCACGACAAAAUUCCACACAUGAAAUAUGUGACGGACAUCGCAACUCUGCAACGUCACGUGUCCCGACACAAUCAUAGAAACGAGGAUGAAGAGAACUCGCUCUCCAUCGACUGCAUGAGGAUCUCAUUUGAAUACGAUCUGCGUUUGGUGUUGUAUCAGCACUGGUCUCUGUACGAGAGCAUCUGUAACUCCUGCUACACUUCCUGCAGCUUUAAAAUCUGGUCUAUGAAUGGACAGAAGAAACUGCAGGAGUUCCUGGCAGACAUGGGUCUCCCACUCAAGCAGGUGCGGCAGAAGUUUAACUCCAUGGAUAUGUCGAUCAAAGAGAACCUGCGUGAAGUCAUCGAGGAAUCGGCCAAUAAAUUUGGUAUGAAAGAUAUUCGUGUUCAGACGUUCGGCGUACACUUUGGCUUUAAGAACAAAUUUCUGGCCAGUGAUGUAGUUCACGCUGCUGCCGCCCUGCUGGAGAACGUGGAGAAGGACGAAACACCAACAGACAACUUCAUCAAAGCUCUGGACUCUCUGUCCCGGAGUAAUCUGGAGCGGUUGCAUUUAGGUAUCAAUCUGGCGAAGAAGAAACUGAAGGCCAUUCAGCAGACGGUGGCUAGCUGCAUUUGCACAAACCUCAUAUUGUCACAGGGCCCUUUCCUUUACUGUCAUUUAAUGGAGGGAACACCAGACGUGAAGCUGUUCUCCAAACCUCUGGCACUGACUCUGCUUUGUAAAUAUCUGCUCAAAGCUUUCGUCUGCUCUACAAGAAAUAAACGUUGUAAAAUCUUGCCGUUGAUAAUGGCCGCUCCUCUCGAUGUGGAAAAGGGAACUGUGAUCGUCCUGGGAAUUCCACCAGAGUCAGACACUUCCGACAAGAAAAAUUUCUUUGGCAGGGCUUUUGAAAAGGCUGCUGAGAGCACCAGCUCCAGAACUCUGCAUGAUCAUUUUGACACAUCAAUAAUUGAGCUAAAGAUGGAGGAUCGGGGCAAGUUUCUGGAUGCGCUCAUCACCCUACUAUCAUAAAGCCCCAGUGCAUCCUCGUAAUGAUCGUCAAAUUACCCACACAAACUCUGGACAUGAACUGUGUGUGCAUAUGUGUAGGAUUUCCCCUCAACUGGUUUGAGUCCUCUUCAUGCGCGCACACAGUUUCUCCAUGCAUGGAAUUUUACACCCCUUGUGUAAACGUGAGAUUUGCCGUGUUCUCAGGCAGUUUGGUGCCAAAUGCCUCCACAGAAGUUCGUCUUUUAUGCCGUCUACAGUGCUUCCUGAAGACAUCAAACAUCUUCCUCCGGGAUCAGUUGAUGUUUUGGUCAUGUGGUGCCAGACAUUCUGGAACUGUACUGAACUGUGUUUGUGUCCGUACAGGCCUGAUAUUAGUGUUUUGUGUUGUGUAAUUUU
Xyrauchen texanus (razorback sucker) is the source of this 2182-nucleotide messenger RNA. RefSeq names its product cell division control protein 45 homolog. The coding region runs from base 89 to 1807 and encodes 572 amino acids. Gene Ontology annotation, cellular component: DNA replication preinitiation complex. The transcript is spliced from 18 exons. Gene Ontology annotation, biological process: DNA replication initiation; mitotic DNA replication preinitiation complex assembly; double-strand break repair via break-induced replication. Lineage: Eukaryota; Metazoa; Chordata; Actinopteri; Cypriniformes; Catostomidae. The record is from RefSeq and is a predicted model, not a curated record. Gene Ontology annotation, molecular function: single-stranded DNA binding; chromatin binding; DNA replication origin binding.